AUGCCUCAACCAUGUUCGAUCAAAGAUUGCACACGAACACCACGUUGGGUUUGUGAUUGUUGCCAGCAAAAUCUUUGUUUACAACAUUUAAAUGAACAUAAUGAUCUACUCAUUUCUCAAUUGAAUCCUUUAACACUUGAAAUUAAGGCACUUGAAGAUUGCCUUCAAGCAUUAAAUAUUCAAAAAACAAUUGAUAAUAGUCGUGAAAAACUUGAAGAAUGGCGUGAUGAUUGUUAUAAGAAGAUUGAUUGUUUAUUUGAACAAAAAUGUCGAGAACUUGACCAAGUUAUUAAUGAAAAAGUUGACCAACAGCGUGAAGAACUCAAUCGUAUACAUUUGAAGAUAACUGAACUGAUCGAUGCACAAGAAACAUCUCGACAAGAUAUAGAUUUAUUGACAUCAACUAUUCGUCAACUCGAAAUAAAUAUAAACAACAUUGAACAAAUAUGUUUUACGAUCGUUACUAGUCCAUUAGUAAUAGACGACACAUUCAUUUUUAUUAAGGAAACAACUGAACAUGAACUUGAUCUAUCAACUCUUUCGCCUGUGUACGAAACUAUUCAUCGUCCCAAGGGAAGUUCUGGACCAUUAACUUGCAAUGAUCGAUACCUAUUGAUACAUCAACAUCCAAAUUUAUGCCUAUAUGAUCGAGAAAUGAACAUAGUCAAACAAACGUUAUGGCGUUAUGUCAAUAAUACACAAAAUAUUAUUAAUACUGAUCAACAUGAGAAUACAGCACAUGGUUAG
Rotaria sordida is the source of this 747-nucleotide messenger RNA. The record is from the annotation of a GenBank genome assembly. Lineage: Eukaryota; Metazoa; Rotifera; Eurotatoria; Philodinida; Philodinidae.